This is a messenger RNA of Osmerus eperlanus (European smelt), 2072 nucleotides long. RefSeq names its product ELMO domain-containing protein 1-like. Gene Ontology annotation, molecular function: GTPase activator activity. The coding region runs from base 316 to 1299 and encodes 327 amino acids. The transcript has 11 exons. NCBI's taxonomy places the organism in Eukaryota, Metazoa, Chordata, Actinopteri, Osmeriformes, Osmeridae. The record is from RefSeq and is a predicted model, not a curated record.
UCAGAUCAGGCAUCCCACCAUUUUAUAGGCAGCAUUAAAGUUAUUUUAUGAUCGCGGUGCAGAUUGUGAUAGUGAGUGCCAAAUCAUAGUUUAACUAGCAGAGCAAAAGACUCGAAGAGAGCGUCUGUCUGGGUUGCAGCCGCUGUGCAAUAAGACUGUCCCUCUGGAUUCUCUCGCGCUGUCUGUCUGAGAACACAAUGGUGAGACGAAGAUAAAGAGAACAUAUCAAGAAAAAAGGAGGAGAAAGGAAUCGAUCUCUUGCGACAAGAGAGGAAUACGUCACCUGAGUUUUACAGCAAAACAUCACAAACAAUCAUGAAGCAUUUUCUGAGGGUGCUGGUACAGUUCCUCUCGUUUCUCUACUGCACAUUUCUGUGGCGCGCGCUCAAGUUCCUCACUCACAAGGUGACGGGACGCUGUGAGCUGCAGAGGAUCUGCCACUCUCACAAACCUGGUGCCUGUAGGACCCUCAUGAUAGAGAAAUCCCUGAGGUCCUCCAAGAGUGAGCUACUACAGUCUGCAGUGAGUGUGGGUUCUGACUCGGUGGAGAAGGUUACUGAUGACAUCAUGACCCUGAAGAGGAUCCACGAGGACUCCAACCUCCAGCUGAGUGUGUCCCUGCAGGCCUGUCUGUUCCAGGUGGUGGGUUACAGAGCUCUCCUGGUGGAGGUGGAGACGCUUCGCAGGGAGCAUUACGACAGUGACAACCCCCAGCAUGAGGACAUGCUCCUCAGGUUCUGGAAAGCUCUGUGUCCGGACUCCCCUCUGACGUCCCGCGUGUCCAAACAAUGGAGUGACAUCGGUUUCCAGGGCAGCGACCCCAAAACUGACUUCAGAGGCAUGGGCAUCCUAGGACUCCUUAACCUGCUGUAUUUUGCAGAGCACGAUAGGACCACAGCCCUGCAGGUGCUGCAUGACUCCCAGCAGCCCAAACACAGCAAGAUGAGCACACUGGACUGGAACAAGAACAAUUUUGACAAAGCCAUUGGGUUCUCCUUCGCCAUCGUGGGGAUCAACAUCACACAGUUGACCUACAAGCUCCUGCUGGAUGGGGCUUUGAAAACACACCUGUACAACGUAGCACCUGAGAUGCCCAGCCUGGCACAUUUCCAUCAGACGUUCUGUUACCUGAUGCAGGAGUUCCACAGGUUCUGGGUGGAAGAGAACCCACGUGACAUCAUGGAGUUUAAUCGUGUGCGUGACAAGUUCCACCGCAUGGUUCUCAAGCAGCUCCAGAACCCCACCGUGGCUCUGGGUCACCACUCACCUGCCUCCCACCUGCACCUCAUCAACCUGUAGUCACCAACACUGGAGUCAGGGGGCUGAGUGGUUAGGGAGUCGGGCUAGUAAUCUGAAGGUUGCCGGUUCGAUUCCUGGCUGUGCGAAAUGACGUUGUGUCCUUGGGCAAGGCACUUCACCCUACUUGCCUCUGGGGAAUGUCCCUGUACUGUAAGUGACUCUGGAUAAGAGCGUCUGCUAAAUGACUAAAUGUAAACACUGUUCUCUUCUGGUUUAUUGUGUCGCAACUCUCAUUUAUGGCUGAACAACUAUCAAUAUUUAUAUAUAUAUCUCACAUGUGUUAUGUGUGUAUUCAAAUGUGUAAUUUAUGAUACUAUAAUGAAGUAAUCAAUUCAUAAUCAGUAUAUAACAAAUCUGUGUAUCUUGAAGCAAUAACUUUCAUAAACUUUCAACACAAAUUUCUGAAGUUUAAUGGUUCAUGGUCAACAAUGCUAAAUCUUGAUAUCAUCCCUAAGCUGUAAAACAAUAAUAGCCUACUUAAGCAUAUUAGUGGACACAGUUUCUAAGAUAUGUUCAAUGACUGUUCAGUUCGAACUUUGUUCCACUUUAACUUUGCACAGUUGUGUUUGCUUGUGGGCAACUCAAGCCCUCUCCCCUCUCUCCAUCACACACACAAUAUGCUUGACAUUUGGGGAUUUGCUUUUCUGUUUUGUAGUCAUCCAUCAUGCUGAAGAGUUUAAAAUAGGUGCUUGCCAAUGAAAUGUAUUGUUUACAGUACUCCUUGGUUUUAAUUGAUUAUAUGUAAAGUAUUUGACAAUAAAAGACUGGCUUGU